This is a messenger RNA of Oryctolagus cuniculus (rabbit), 4047 nucleotides long. RefSeq names its product angel homolog 1 (gene ANGEL1). The record is from RefSeq and is a predicted model, not a curated record. Gene Ontology annotation, molecular function: 3'-5'-RNA exonuclease activity. NCBI's taxonomy places the organism in Eukaryota, Metazoa, Chordata, Mammalia, Lagomorpha, Leporidae.
GGGAGUGCCCUGGCUGCGGGGUCCGGGAGGGUUGGCAGCUCCGGGCCGACGCAGAGGCAGGGCGGCCCUGCGGGACCUACCCGCCUUCGCCUGGUGAACUUCCGCCCCGUUCACAGCUGACUCUGGGCUCUGCUCAGGGGCAGGGACACGUGGACAUGUCAGCGCUGGCGCCUUGGCCGGGUGCCCGCGCCCCUGUGCCGGGGAGGGGCGGUGCCCUGCUCCGGAGAAGAGGCAGGGUUAUUACUUCACUUUUUCGCAAUCUGCCUGCUUCCCCGUCCGUGGUCUUUGACAUCCCGCGGGGCCGCCAGACUUCUGCGAUUUCGGAGCAGGAACGCGGGCUACUUUCUCAGCAGGCGGGGUCCCGCUGUGCGAUGCUUUCUUCACAUGUCGGAAAAAUGCUCUCCUGGCGAAGAGCACGGCCCCCCAGUUAGAGGGCGACUUUGCCAUGGCCCCUCGGGGCACGGACCAGGAGGAGUGUGAGGGCCUGCUGCAGCAGUGGCGAGAAGAAGGGGCGAGCCCGGUACUCUCGGCGGCCAGCGAGGGCCCCCUCGCGGACAAGGGGCUGGCGCAGAGCAGCCUGGCUCUCCUGAUGGAUAACCCUGGGGAACACGACGCUGCGUCAGAGGACAAGUGGUCCAGCAGGCAGCUGAGUGACCUGCGGGCAGCAGAGAGCCUGGAGGAGCCUUUCCCCGAGGUGCUAGAAGAGGAGCCGCUGCCAGAGGCCGGGGGCCCCCUGUGGACCGCCGUCCCCGUGCAGACAGGCCCCCAGUAUGUGGACUGUGCUGUCCUCCCCAUGGGUGCCCCCGCCGCUGAGCAGUGGGAAGAGGACCCCGCGGUGGUGGCCUGGAGUAUCGCCCCUGAGCCUCUGCCCCAGGAGGAGGCCACCAUCUGGCCCUUUGAUGGCCUGGGGCAGCUGCAGCCUCCCCCGAUGGAAAUCCCGUAUCACGAAAUCCUGUGGCGCGAGUGGGAGGAUUUCUCCACGCAGCCAGACUCGCAGGGCCUGGAGGCAGGGGACGGCCCUCAGUUCCAGUUCACUCUGAUGUCCUACAACAUCCUGGCCCAGGACCUGAUGCAGCAGAGCGCCGAGCUCUACCUGCACUGCCACCCGGACAUCCUCAGCUGGAGCUACCGCUUCGCCAACAUCAUGCAGGAGUUCCAGCACUGGGACCCCGACAUCCUGUGUCUCCAGGAAGUCCAGGAAGAUCACUACUGGGAGCAGCUGGAGCCCUCGCUGCGAAUGAUGGGCUUUACCUGUUUCUACAAGAGGAGGACGGGGUGUAAAACAGAUGGCUGUGCCGUCUGCUACAAGCCGACCAGAUUCCGUCUGCUCUGCGCCAGCCCUGUGGAGUACUUCCGGCCAGGCCUGGAGCUCCUCAAUCGGGACAACGUGGGCUUGGUGCUGCUGCUGCAGCCGCUGGUCCCGGAAGGCCUAGGGCCAGUCUCAGUGGCCCCGCUGUGUGUGGCAAAUACCCACGUCCUGUACAACCCACGCCGCGGUGACGUGAAGCUGGCCCAGAUGGCCAUUCUCCUGGCCGAGGUGGACAAGGUGGCCAGGUUGUCGGACGGCAGCCACUGCCCCAUCAUCUUGUGUGGGGACCUGAACUCUGUGCCCGAUUCGCCUCUCUACAACUUCAUUAGGGACGGGGAGCUGCAGUACCACGGGAUGCCAGCCUGGAAGGUGUCCGGGCAGGAGGACUUCUCCCACCAGCUUUACCAGAGGAAGCUGCAGGCCCCGCUGUGGCCCAGCUCCCUGGGCAUCACGGAUUGCUGUCAGUACGUCACUUCCUGCCACCCCAAGCGAGCAGGGAGACUGAAGUACGGCCGGGACUUCCUGCUGCGUUUCCGCUUCUGCAGUGUCGCCUGUCAGCGCCCGGUGGGGCUGGUUUUCAUGGAGGGCGUGACGGACACGAAGCCAGAGCGACCUGCUGACUGGGCCGAGUCUGUCCUUGAGGAAGACACAUCUGACCUUGAGCCUGUCUUCCCCAGGACCGCAGGCACCAUCCAGCACUGCCUCCACCUGACCUCAGUGUACACCCAUUUCCUGCCCCAGCACGGCCGCCCAGAGGUCACCACCAUGCCCUUGGGCCUGGGGACAACAGUGGACUACAUCUUCUUCUCGGCGGAGCCCUACGAGAGUGGGAACAGAACUGACCCCAGGCUGUAUCGAGAUGGGACUCUCAAGCUGCUGGGCCGCCUCUCCCUGCUCUCGGAAGAGAUCCUGUGGGCUGCCAACGGCUUGCCCAACCCCUUCUGCUCCUCUGACCACCUCUGCCUGCUAGCCAGCUUCGGGAUGGAAGUCACCGCCCCCUGAUGGGCUCCCAGGGGAAGAGAGCGUCUCUUCCAGAAGAGCUCAGUGGAUCAGAGACUGGAAAUACCCCUGCUUCUGGAAACUUAGAGCCAAGAAACUCAUGUCCCCUGCCCUCCCCUGCUGGUCCCUUCUUCCCACCGUUAGGUUCUCUCCGGGCCUGCCUACGCUCUGCCCGUGGUCCCUGCCCCCAGCCUCUUCCUGAUCCUGUGCCGCACACUCAGUGAGUGGCCCCGGAGAGGCAGAGGGGGCCCCUUCCUUCCAUGUAUCCAGCACUCUGCCUUGAUUGUUAAUUACCAGGGUUGCGGGAGUUCUAGAUCUCACUGGUUAUUUGCUUUCAGGCUGUUUCUCGGGCGCUCCUCCUGACCCGACCUGCUCCCUGCCUCCGCGACCCCUGGCCCAGCCUCUUGGCAGGCGUGCGUGCGCGAGCUGCUGCAUGUGUCACAUGUCUGUACUCUUGGGGCAGGGGGCAGCCCGCACGGCUCUUCUUGCCCGUGCCCAGCCCACUUUCUGCACCAGGGCCACAGCCCAGGGGCAGGAUGAGAGCGUGUCACAGGGGCCAGGACCGGGGCCCUUCUUCCUCUCCUCCUGGGCUCUGUGAGGCGUGUGUCCUGCCAGCCAGGCCAGGCUUGUCUGGGCUCUGGGAAGGAGGGCCCCAGGGCCUGGAGCAGCGCCUUCAGGGAUGCACCUGCUCACAACUCCGCACGGAGCUGGCAUGACUUCUCCAGGGCGAGGCCCUUUCCCAGGCGGCCCUGAGGGAGGCGGAAGUGGAAUCCCCGUGUGGAGUUGGGUGGGCCGAGGCAGUGCCUGAGGUGUCCACUCUUUGAGGAUGAGGAGGAAGAACCCCAGGACACUUGUCUCACCGCGGCCUGCAGAGCGGAUGGGGCGGGAGUCCCAGGAGGGGAAGGGCAGCUCGGCCCUGCUGCACUCUGCCAGGGCUGUGGUGCUUCCCCUGCACACCAGGGCCUGGUGCCCGCCCCCUCCUCCCGCCACUCUGCGCUGCCUCCUGCCAUUCACGUCCACUUUCUCCAGCGGAGCCUGCUUUAGCUGAAGCUCAGCUGGCUCAGCGGAAGGGUGGCCUGGGGUGGAACCAGGACCUCGAGGGCUGCUCAGUCCAGCAGGCCUCGGCUGCUCGGUGCUGCUGCUGCGUUCACUCCCCUGACCCAGGGGUGCUCCCUACUUGCCCCUCCUCACACCCCUGACCCAGCCUCGCCGUGGGCCCCGCUUGCUCUUACAGCUGCCAGCCCGGCCUCUGCAAUGGACUGAAGAGAAUGGCCAAGGGCCUGAGUCAGGGGCAGCACGCCGGAAGUUAACGUGCGUUCCUUUCUUUGAAAGCCAAAGACCCGGCUUGAAUUCUGUUACAUUCGUGGUUCUGAGAUUUCCAUGCCUUGGUUCUGGGGAGUUUGUUUUUCCAGGGAAUUGAUUUUUCUAUGUAUGUGUAUCUUUCAGUUUUGUUUCCUAGGGAAUAGGCAUGUGCCUGUCUGAGCCCCAGGCCUGUCUGUCCACAGCGCCCCCUUCACUCUGUCCCCAGCACCUCCUGAAGCGGCCUCCAGAUGGUGCCUCUUGCUUCUUAGGACGGGGGCCCAGCUCAGGAGAGACAGCCUGGAAACGGCUAAUGGUGGCGGAGGACAGGAGCUGAGAUGUGCUUUAGUUUGCUUGUAUUGUUUUGGAAAUGAAAUAGGGGUUUUCAAUGGUCAUUUAAGCUCCCUUUUUCCAAAUAAAGGUUUGCCUUUUUGCCCCUA